Suillus subaureus is the source of this 375-nucleotide messenger RNA. RefSeq lists its product as uncharacterized. The record is from RefSeq and is a predicted model, not a curated record. The coding region runs from base 1 to 375 and encodes 124 amino acids. NCBI's taxonomy places the organism in Eukaryota, Fungi, Basidiomycota, Agaricomycetes, Boletales, Suillaceae. The transcript is spliced from 6 exons.
AUGUCUAAUGUUCAAUUUAUGACACAGACUAGGACCAAGUUGUCUACUACUCUAUUAAAAAAUGACCAUCAUGCCAAUUCUGCGUUCGCGAUUACAGCGAACCAUAUGGCAAAGAGAAAUGAGUCCGAUCACGGGUGCGCUGGCGGCACUCUGGUGAAUAUCAGUGCUGGUGGGUGCUAUUCGCCUCUGGAAGUUAUAUAUCAGGCUCGUUUCUCAGUCAUAGAAAACCCUUCCAACAAUGUCACCAUUAAUAUUCUCAGCCAGGGUGCCAACAAGAAAAUAGUUAAAUCUUUCCAUAGUAACAUGUUCAUGGCAUUGUGUUUAGAGAUUCUAUGCUUGUCCACUGUUCCUGCUGUACGGCGCGACUACCUUUGA